AUGCAGGUCCUACUAUUCCUGNUNGNACUUCUNUUGNCNUCUGGNGCUGGAGCUGAGAAGAUUAUUGGUGGUGUUGAGGCUAAACCACACUCCCGUCCUUACAUGGCCUAUCUGAAGAUCAUCAAUGACGGAAGUUCGAUGAAGAGGUGUGGUGGGUUUCUCAUAGACCCCCAAUUUGUGAUGACUGCUGCACACUGUAGAGGAAGAGAAAUCAAUGUCACCCUUGGAGUUCAUAACAUAAACAAGAAAGAAUUCACACAGCAGACAAUAAAAGCUGAAAAAGAAAUCAUUCACCCAAUGUUCCAAGAGUCUUCAGGUUUCAAUGACAUCAUGUUACUGAAGCUACAAAACAAAGCUGAGUUGACUCCUGCUGUGAAUGUAAUUCCCCUGCCUAGUCCCUCUGACAUUCUCAAGCCUGGGAAGAUGUGCUGGACAGCUGGAUGGGGGCAAACUGGAGUGAAAGAACCUACCUCAGAUACCCUGAGAGAGGUUGAACUGAAAAUCAUGGAUAAAGAGGCCUGUAAAGUGCACAAGGAUUACAACGAUCAUCUCCAGCUCUGCGUGGGCAGUCCCACAACAUCAAAGUCUAUAUACAAAGGAGACUCUGGGGGACCUCUAGUGUGUGCUGGUAUGGCCUAUGGUAUUGCAUCUUAUGUGAAUUUAAACGAAAAGCCACCUGCAGUCUUCACCCGAAUCUCCGAAUACCUGUCCUGGAUAAAUAAAGUCUUAAAGGGCAAGUAG
Molecule: messenger RNA, 741 nt
Organism: Mus pahari (shrew mouse)
Lineage: Eukaryota; Metazoa; Chordata; Mammalia; Rodentia; Muridae
Product: mast cell protease 1-like
Exons: 5
Coding region: 1-741 (246 amino acids)
Biological process (GO): proteolysis
Cellular component (GO): cytoplasm; intracellular membrane-bounded organelle
Molecular function (GO): serine-type endopeptidase activity
Source: RefSeq, a predicted model, not a curated record